CAGACUUUCCCAAAAGCCCGCUCACGAUAACGUGCACGAGAACAAAGCGCGUUAUUGCGCACGAGCACAAAGCGCAUUCUCGCGCGAAUUUACGCUCUUUGCGUAGAGAAUUGUCGGCAGUGACAAUAGCGCCUAUUGCGGUCUCAAAAUAUCACGGGUAACAGAAUAUUUUGUACCGGGACUUUCCUUCAAGGGACUUUGGCGUGACGCACCGCUUUCGCUGCAGAAGGGUGAAGCAUUUACAGAUGUAGAGGGCUAGAUUACACACUGAAGUCAUGAAGCCCAAUAUGUCAACGGUAAGCAGGGGAUUCUAACGGAAUUCCGCACUCACGCGUGCGUUAAAGAGCGUCAGUUCCAGCGAUCAGCGUCUCGGGACACUCGUUCGCCAAAAUAUUUCAGUUCUGUUUACAGAGGCACGUCUCCAGGGUGAAUACUUCUAAAAAAAGGUGUGUUGAACUCAGGGGCGCAAUGGUGGAUUAUUAUGAUGUCCUGGGAGUGUCACGGAAUGCUUCUCAAGAUGACAUCAAGAAAGCUUACAGGAAACUGGCUUUACGCUGGCACCCUGACAAAAACCCAGACAACAAGGAGGAGGCAGAGAGAAAAUUCAAAGAGAUAGCAGAGGCUUAUGAAGUUCUUUCAGACAAAGGCAAACGGGAGGCUUUUGACAGAUAUGGUAGAUCGGGCGUGCCAAGCUCAGGCUCUAGCAGCUCAUCAUUUCCUGACGACUUCCCAGGAUUCACCUUCACAUUUCGCAGCCCAGAUGAGGUUUUUCGAGAGUUUUUUAGAGGGCAGGACCCAUUUGCUGACUUCUUUGAUGAUUUCCCGUUUGGUGGGAUGCACAGUGGAUUUCACAGCUCCUCCUCCAGGCUUGGACCCAGUCGCUUCUUCUCCUUCCCCUCAGCAAAUGUUGAUUUUACAUCCUUCUCCUCAAUGGGAGGCAUGGGCAGUAUGGGAGGGGCAAACUUCAAGUCUGUUUCCACUUCAACCCGCAUUGUCAAUGGAAAACGUAUCUCUACAAAAAAGAUCAAUGAAAACGGGCAGGAGAGAACGGAGGUCGAGGAGGACGGGGUUCUAAAAACUGUCCUCAUCAAUGGUGUGGAGGAUGAGAUGGCGCUGGCUUUAGAACUGAGCCGUAGAGAAGAGUCCGGACAGCCUUCUGGACAACCCCAACAGCCACGACUCCACCGCUCUCACAACACCCCUACAAACCCCGCCAUGCGCUCUUUUAGCGCCGCCCCUUUAUAUCAUCGCCCCGAAGCCAGUGAAGAUGAGGAGGACGAAGACCUGCAGAUGGCGCUGGCCUACAGCUUAUCAGAGAUGGAGGCCCAACAGCAAGCGGAGGACAUGAUAUCAGGUGCCGGGGGGACACAACCAGGGGCUGGUGGGGGUGGGAAUAGGAGGGAUGCCCCUCAGAAAACCAAAUCUGAGAGUCAAAAGACAGAUGAUUCAACAGGCAGCACCUCCCCAUCUUUAGACGAUAGAGAAACAAGGCCGGUUCACGGUUCAGAAAACAUGCACCAGGAGAAUGUUGUUGUGAAAGAAAAGGAGAAUGUGAAAAGUAUGGCCAAUGGGACCGAUGCGGUAAAAAAGAGGAGGAAGUGUCAGUGUGUGGUCUGUUAGUACGUUUGCGGGGAAUAAUCGUGCGUGUGACGUGUGUUUGAUCUUAGUGAAGUUUUGGACUGUGCCUUGACUUGUAGCUCUUUCUAUGUGUUAUGGCAGGGCUUAUGACAAAGCACAAGGAUGAUGGUACUAUUUUUAUAUAUUAUCUUGCCUGGAGGUUUAAAUAACAGGUGCCAAAUAUGUGUUUAUUUACCACAUAGAAAUCUUCCCAUACAACAGCUAACAAUACAGUAAUAUAUACUAAAUUUGAGAAAUUAUAGAUUCUGUGAGCAUUUUUAGGCUUUAAAAACAUAGGUAGCCCUAAAAUAGGUAUUUUGAGAUAUGUUUUUGGAGGGCUUUUGCAGCAAAGUAAUGAAAUGGCAAAAUGGUGAAAGUUAGCAAUAUGGCUAAAUUUGCGUUUAGCACCUUAAAUCCAGCAUUCAAUUUAAAAAGUUUUAGCUCAUAAUAUAUAUGCUGGUUUAGAUUAUUUCCCGCCAAAAUGAACAUUCUUUAAUAAUUUAUUCACUAUCAUGCCAUCUCACAAACACAAACAUAUUUUCUUUUUUUAAUGAAAAAUGUCUCUCUUUAUGACUAUAGCUUCCAACUUGUUAAAGCCCCAAAAAGUGCAAACACCAUAAAAGUAACUCAAACGGCUUCAUUGGGUUUAUAAAUGUCUUCUGAAGCAAAUUCAUAUAUUGUGUGAGAAAAUUAUUAAGAUUUUAAGAUCAUUUAGCCUAGCUGAAACCCAUGAAAAAGUGCUAAAUUCAAACACGUCGAUAAUCUGACUGGUUCUCCUGUGUCUCAUGAAUGGUUGUUAUAUGACACUUCGUCACAAGACACACAUGUACCAAUGAUAUUUCAAGUUUUAAACAUGUCACCAUAUUGCCCCGGUUUCACAGACAAGGUUUAAGAUUAGUGCCAGACUAAAAUUAAUUUUGAGCUGUCUAAACUGAAAAUAACUGGCCCUGACGUAUCUUAAAAUAUGUCAGUGCCAUUGUUUUGUUUCAAGAUGGACAUCAGUAAUGUUUUUUUCUACGGCAUUUUAAUAAAAGCGACUUAAAUAGCCUAAAUUAACUAAGGCAUAGUCCUGGUUUAGGCUAAACCUGAAACCGGGCCAUUAGAUUUGAACACUCUUACGGGUUUGUUUGAUUUCAGUUUCACUAAAGAUAUGAAUAUCCUAAGCAAAAGGAUGGCUGCAGUCUAAAGAAACACAACGAGACUGUCAGUGUUUCAGCUGAUGCCAGUGUUGUAGUCGAGACCAGCUCAUUCGAGUCCGAGUCAAGACCGAGACCAGAGAGGGUUGAGUCCGAGUCAAGACCGAGACCAGAGAGCAGGCCCGGAUUAAGAAUUCAGGGGCCCCUGGGCACAAGACCUCCAUCCCCCCCCCCAUACGCACGGGCGCACAAUAAAGUUUUGAAAUAGCCUAUAGGGCACUACGUGUACCUCUAUUUUAUACAGGAUUACAUUGCCAAGUUACAAACUAUGAUCACAACCUGAAGGACAAUAUCAACACCUGUACACAUCCUCCAUCAUACAAGAUUUACACCACAUGAUUGCAAUGCUUUUCUGGACCAGCAGCAACAAUAUCAAGACAUUUCCCUACAUACUGUAACUCACUGGCAUUUGUAAGCACACACUGCCUCACCUCUACCUAUUAAUUCAGUUCUAUCAGAUUCUUCCAUAAUUCACACACAAACACGCCGGAUUCACAAAACUGUUCUUAAGAGAAAAUAUAAGAACUUUAUUAAGAUAAAUUAUAGGACGUUCUUAAGAAUAUUCUUAAAUGUAAUUCUCAAAUAUUUUCUUAUAAACAUUUUAAUUUUUCUAAGAAUAAAAGGGUAGACUUUGUCAUUGAUUAUACUAUAAGAGUAAUUUGUCCUUUGGUUAAACUUUAUUUGUGUACCAAGCACCUGGCGACUCACGUUCUUAUAUAAGCGUGUAAUGUGUUAAACGGCAUUAACGAAUAUUAUAGGUAUACUUACACGAGUCUGUGUAAGUAAACAUUUUGCAAUGUAUGUAAAAGCACUCUGGAUUUUCUAAUAACGAAGGCUAAAAAUCGGUAAAGUAUAAGGCAGUUAGACCUGACCAACAUUAUAUCAAAAUUCAUUAUUGGACAAGAAACACCACCAAAUACAUGUAAAAAACUCUUACCUUUUGAGAUUUUAAAGACAACCAAUAUUCUAGCCUAUAGAUUAUAUUUACAUCAAUAAAGCCGUUUUCAUUGACAUAUUUUCAGUUUCUUGACUUAGUGACUUAGCGCGACAUCUAACAAAUCACCAUAAAAAGCGGCGAUUCAGUCUAUAUUCUUUCACACAGACUCUGUCUAUAACCAUGUGCGUAUUUAGGCUACAGACGAAAUGUGUUCAUGUUUAUAAAUUCAAACAGUGGAUAACAGUGACAUGUUGUUGGAAACGCUGUUUUGUACUCAUUUCAUUCGGGAGUCACCUGUGGAAUGUGCUGCUUCUUUCUGCCGCUCACUGAGACGAUCCCUGCGCGGGGAAAAAGAGACCUUGCGCUCGCGGGACAGCACUGGUGACAUUUUCCAACUGAAUUAAAACUUUAUCGGAAGGUCGCUGGAUAUUUCGCUUUGUGCUUCUCCUGAACAAAAGCUGCUAAAGGGCUUGUAAAAGUUACUAAAUCAAGAGACAGACUUGGGUAUGUUAGAAACACUGUUUGUGUGCGCACUUGCGUGUGUGCGGCCAGAGAGACGCACGGCAGAAUGAAUAUAGCGAAAACAUGGUUAUGUUAAAUUUUUUCCCCCUUUCUUGGGCCCCAAGCGCGCAUGGGCCCCUGGGCCGGUGCCCAUAAUGCCCAUUGGAUAAUCCGGCCCUGCCAGAGAGGGUUGAGUCCGAGUCAAGUCCGAGUCCACAUAAGGACCUAAAAAUGUUUGGUGGAAACCAAUGUUAAAUGUUUGGUGGAAACCACCAUGGCAUGUACACUGUGUUUUAUUUGCUCAAACUGAUAUUAGCUGAGGGUAAAAAAGGCCACAUAGUAAGUGGUGUAAAGGUAAUUUUAUUACAAUUAUGAAUUAAGUGCUCCACAUAACAUUAUGGUACCACUACAUAAGUCCACAUAACAUUACUUUCCCCCUAUACAGUAUAAGUCCACAUAACAUUACUUUCCCCCUACACAAGUCCACUCCACAUAACAAUUCUAGGCCAUAUAACAUACUAUCUCAAUUUUUAAGUCCACAUAACAUUACUUUCCCCCUAUACAGUAUAAGUCCACAACAUUUCCAGUGCAAAUAACAUUACUGAACCACUAACUGUAACAACUUUUAACCUUAGUUAAUGACUGCUGAUAUGCACAUAUCCUUACAAUGUCUUGCAUUAUGUGCAGUUAUAGAAGUUUUGAAAAUUACACAUGGGCAUAAUUACUUUUCAAAAAUAUAAGGGAGGAGACCAUCCUGUUACCCAAACGAGCACAAUGUGGUCUCAUGAUUAUUCCACCCCGACUAAAAAUUCUCUCUACUGGUGCAGAGGACGCGGGGACUGACAACAGUUUCACUGCUAGUGCAUGCAGUUGGGGAUAUCUGUCCUUGUUUUUGGACCAGAAGGCAAGUGCUGUGUCAGUACAUGGAUCCUGAAUGUCACUGAAGUAUUUACUUAUCUGGUCAGAGAUACUGGCAUCCACCGUAAGGUUAUGCUGGCUUUUGUGGGCUUUGUAGCGAGUUACUAGCCGUGGCAAUUUGGAUGGUGGAGAACUAUUUGAUGAGAAAUCUUCUGCAUUCAGCUGCUCAGAACUUUCACCAACAGCCACACUCUCAACAGUCGAGAUCAAGUUAUCUUAAAAGACAGCACAAUACAAUAUUGCAUUAGUAUAACAAAGUUUUUUUUACUAAAUCACUAAGGUCAUCAAUGAGAGAAAAAUGUUGACAUCAUAUUGACCAUCAUAAUCAUAUCGACAUUAAUGGCAAUUUAAAGAUGUAAUUUAAAGGCUGCAAUUUAUUUGUGACACUGUCUGUGACUAAAGUCUAAUAAUCUAAUUAUAAGAUUCUGAAAAUUUAACAGAAUGUUCUUUACGUAAGAUGACUUUACAUAGAAAACAGUAAAUUCCCUCCCCCCAAAAGUUAUAUUAGCAGGGCUUUCCUAGGCAGGGUCACAAAUAAAAGUUAUAUAUUAAAAUAUAUAUGUUAUAGUUGAAUUAAAAUACAGUGGAAUGGGGAAAAAUACUAACUUGUCAGAGUCCUCUUUACAUCUUCUCUGAACUUCUUUAGUGAUGAAGGCGAAGCAUCAUUGUUGCAUGGAUUAAAGUUCUCCGUCGCUACGACGGAUUUCCGUUAAUUGCAGCGAGUCUACGACGGAUUUCCGUCAAUUGCAGGGUUCCCGCCUGUCCUUAAUGUCAUAAAUUCACUUUUCAUGAUUUUAACCCCUUGACGCGUACGAUCACACCGGUGUGAUUAGAACAUUCAACGCUUUGACUGGCACUGAGCCAGAGACCGACUCAAUCCUGCUACCUAUCACAACCAGGCUCGAGAGAAGAGAGAAUUUUACUUGCCCGACCGGACAAGUAACUUGAAAAAAGUAACACUGUGCGACAUAGAAUAAUAAGAAUAUGUGCAUUAGACAGAGCUACGUGCUUGUGUGACGUUCGUUUGUCGUUGUGCUUGUUUGUGUGUGACAUUAAUCAAUAUCGCAUCGCUCGCCGACAAUGAAUCAUGUUAUUUAAUUAUGUCAUCUGGCUGUGUGUCUGAGGGAAUGAAGUGCACAAUUUAACAUACUACACAAGUGUUGGUCUAGGAUUUGUCUGCGUCUGCACUAUAUGAGGAUAUGAACACAUGAACUUCAUCUCCACAGUUGCUAAGAGUUUAUUUUACCAGCAUUGUACUGUUUGAGUGAAGCUAUCGUCAAAAACAUUAACUCGGGCGCCGUCUUUCCGACAAGUCGUCAAAAUAAAAGUCCCGUUAAACUGAACACUCAGACGAAAAAAUACUGUAGUGUACUAUAGUAUGUGCUAUGGAAAAUUGUAGUACCCUUGUAGUAAAUUGAUAAACUAGAGUAAAUGCAUAGUAUACUUUAAUAAAGUUAAAAAACACUAGUAUCUAGGAAUUUUACUGCAGUUUACUAUAGUAAAUACUGUAAUAUACUACAGUAAUUAAUGUGGACAAAUAUACCACUAUUGUAUAGUAAAAAAUUAAAAACACAGUAACGUUACUUAGAAAUAUUAAAUCAAAUUUAGGUAAACAAAAGAUUAUAUGGCCUUAAUUUAUCCAUAUGUAACAUUAAUGUCAUUUGUCAGUUACCUGCCUAUUCAUGUGAUGAACUGCACUUGCACAUUUUUUAAUGAUGACAACAAACGUUUUAUACUUGUGCUACGACUAGUGUUGUAGUACUCGAGACCGGUCUUGGUCUCUCGAGUCCGGUCUCAACCAUUUUGUGAUGGUCUUGUCUCGGUCUCAGAUUUAGUGGUCUCUGGUUUUUUUUCAAGACCACAACUGUGGGAAUUACAAUAAAAUGAUGGUGCAUUGUCUGAUUUAAGUGUUAACAUUAUUAAUGUGAUUGGAUGUAAAACUUUAAUGUCCGGUUCACACACAAGGCUUAAGACUAUAGUCCCAGACUAAAAUAAAAGUUUGAGCUGUCUUAACUGGAAAUAAAUAUCCCUGACAUAUCUUAAAAUAUGUCGUUGCCAUUGUUUUGUCUCAAGAUGCACACCAGCAGUAUUUUUAUCCAAGGCAUUUUAUUAAAAGUGACUUAAAUAUCCUAAUUUAACUAAGGCAUAGUCCUGGCUUAAGUUAAGCCUUGACUGUUGUGCCAGAUGAUUGGGGGAAUGUCCUAGAAGAAAUCUGUCAACAAAAUGAAUACAAAGGUCCACAAUAUCCAAGAUGUGAUUGCAAAAAAGGUACUUGUAUUAGAUCUUGUUUCUUUAUAUUAUAAAGUCUGACGUGAUCUGAAAACGUGAUAUUUUGCUACUGAAUAAUAGAUAAGAACGCUUAGAAUGCAUGAUUCUGUAAUUAUGACUUUUUAAUGUGGAUCUUUUAGAAUUUUAGAGAGUACUAGUCUUUGUCUUGACUCGGCCUGCCUUGGCCUUGUCUUGGUCUCGGCCAUUCAACAUCUUGGUCAUGUUUUGGUCUCGACACCCUCUGGUCUUGGUCUUGUCUUGGUCUCGGUUUAGGUGGUCUCGAUUACAACACUAGCUACGACUGUUUGGCCUGUGCUACAAAACCUCUGUAACACCAGUGCUGUGUAAAAGUUAACGUACAGCCCUGCCACUAAUAAUAUUUACUGCUUGCCUUUGUUCUAUAGCAAUCACGGAGAGUAUAACCAACUUCAGACACUAGGUAAAACGCUUAGAAGCAAACAUGAGCACUCAGAAUCCGAAACAAUUAUACUGACACUUCAUAUGAAGUUUUUUUUAUGUUCGUACAAGUAGGCUAAUUUUUGUACUCGGACAAGUGAAUGACAAAUGUACUUGUCCGAAGGACAACCACAUGACAACGCGUAAUGUCAAGCCCCGAAAAACGUGCCCUGAAGUUAUGUAGAUGGUUGAUUAUUUGUCAAUGUAAGUAUAAUGUUUUCAUAGAUUAAAAAUAGCUUUUAAAAUACGCAAACUGGCAAUAUGAAAGCGAUUUAAAACAUCUCCCCUUAAAAUACUAUAUUGGUCUUGACUAUUUAAAUAAAGUGUCGGUUAAAGGAAUAUGACUUGGCCUUAUAAGAAAUUCAGUCAGAAGACAUUUUUUCACUUUAAUCCAUGUUGUUGGUAACAUCCAAGUCAACCCAGUUGAGACCAAAUUGCGGAUCAAGCAUUGCAGAAAGAAAGUACACGUCUUGGUAAAAAGGCAUGGGUUCUUCACACUCUGUGGCCAUUUUAGCUUUCACAAAUACUCCUAAAAAUCUUCUUUGUGGAGAGCUGUGAAGGGCCCUAAUUAAAGGCUGGCACUGGCUUCUUGUCGCACCCAUUUUCAGAAGAUGUGUAUUUAGGUCUAAAACAGACUUUUCACCUUGUGUUAGGUCCGUUGCCUCUGAAAAUGGUCCAAGAAUUGCACUCAGCUCCUGAAGCUGGUUCCAUUCACAGAGUGUAAACACCACAUUUUCAAAUUCUUUACCACAGACCUCUGCCAGAUUUUUGUAGUCAAGACUUGUGAUGGCUUGCACCUGCUUGAACGUUGAAUUCCAACGAGUAACAGUCGCCACUGGUAUUGAUUUUCCACUGCCAAAAGUAGUUUCGAAGAGGUUCUUGAAAGUAGUGCUGCUAUGCAGUAGAGAAGUGAGCUUUGAUGCUUUUGCUAUGGCCAGGGAUAUGCAUUUGGCUUCCUUCAGUCCAUCACCAAUAACCAGCUGAAGAGAGUGGGCAAAGCAUGACAAUCGCUGUCUUGACCUGGCCAUGUCUAACAAGGUUUCUUGGUAGUUGUCUAAAUCCUCCCACAGCUCCCCAUCAUCCAAGUUGUCAAUUUCUUCCUCAUUGUCAUCUGCAGGGUCAACAGAUUGCUGAGGUAACUUCACUUUAAAAGCACAUUUCAUGUUUGCCGCGUUAUCUGUUAUGAUGUAAUCAAUCUUGCUCGUAAUCCAAUACUACUCUGUUAUGUCAUCAAAGGCCAUUGAAAUGUUUUCACCAGUGUGUCUACCUGGAAACUGUUUACAAUCCAAAAGAAAAGAGUCCAGCUUGUAAACAUUCUCACUAGUAUUGUAAGCAUGUGCAGUAAUUCCAAGGAAUGAGCGCAUGGUUCGGUCUGACCAUAUAUCUACAGUUACUGAGAUGGAGCUGUGUUUCUGCAAGGUUUCACAAAUAUGCAUCUUAACCUUUCCAACUAAAUCUGGAAUGCAUUUCUCAGCAAUUGUUGCUCUUGAAAUGGGCACAUACCUCAUAUCCAGUGUGUGACGAAAGUGUCGGAAGUGUUCAUUCUCAAUUAUAGAUAAAGGUAAGGUACAGCCAAUAAUCAAGUCAUUAAUAAUUGCUUGACUGAUUGCUCUUUGGCGACUUGAGUCAGGACUGUAAUGCUGAGCAGUGCAAAAUGAUGAUUCUAUACUUUGUGCAGUUUGUGGUGCACAUCUGUUUGAUUCUGUGUGAAUCCCUCUCUUGUACUCAGCAAGCCUUGAAAGAAAAAAAACAGUAUUAUGAUACACAGUUAACAAGAUACAUGUACAUAAAGCUAUUGCUAAUAAGCCAUAACAAGUAUGCAAGUAUGAUGAUCACCAUAAUAAUUUCAGAAAAUCAAGAAAAAAUAGAUAAUACAGAAAAAAAUGUAGGCAUUAGGCAAUAUUUACAGCUAUAUUUUUCCUGCCGAUUGUUUACUGUUAGAGUUCUUAGUGCGGCCACUCUGUGUUUUAGCGCCAUCUUCUGUGAUUUUGUGAAGCGGUAGUUAAUCUAAAAUGCUUAAAAUCUUACUGGACGCCUACGUUUUAUUGCGGGGUAAUAAUGAAAUUAAAAUCAACACACUAGUCGAAAAACCUUUUUUAGCAAACUAGUGUUUGAGCUGAGCUCACAGGAUUAAAUAGAACUGUGGAACAAACACAAACAAGCAAAAACACAAGAACUUAAAUUGAUUAACUUUUUAGUCACUCAUACAGGGGAGAUGACAAUGGCAAGUGGAGGUGCGCACAAGAUCCGACUGACUGUGCAUAAAAGUGUAAUACUUCAUACUGCAUUUGAUUUUAAUCCAAAAGUGCGAAUGCGCCGAGGGAGUGACUUUUGUCAGACAUUUUUGUGGGGAGAUGCAUAGUGUCAUUGGCCAUCAUAUUUGUAUUCAUAUUUUCAUUUUAUUAAACGAUAUUUGGUUUUCUUUGAGACACCUUUGUCCUGCUGUGUAAAAGGCAAAAAUAUUACAAUAAUCCAGUUAAGACAAAUAAUAUAGCAACGCGACUUUCUGGAAAGUGGGAUCCCUAACGUACAGGAGUGGGAUAGAAUCUGGCGGGGGUGGGCGGCAUUCAAAAUGUAACGUUACGUUAGUCCAGUGCAGGCCUCUACAGUAAACAAUGCAUCCACGGUCUGAAAUUUAAUUAAUAAAUUGUUUGAAAAGUCUUUGAUCUUACCUUUCUUUGUGCUUUCGCUCAAAUUCCGAACAUGUUCGAGUACGAGUCAAGACCGAGUCAAAAUGCACACGAGUCCAUGACAAGACCAAGACCAGUAAAAUACGGUCUCGAGACCGAGUUCAAGACCGAGUCCGAGUCUCGAGACUACAACACUGGCUGAUGCCACUCAUUCCUAAAUUAUUAUUAUUAAUUAUCACAAUAGAAGUUUUCUAUACGAGAUCAGAGGUUUUUUUUGCAAAAAGUUGGUUAUUUUGACCCUAAACAGAUACAUAUGUAGACUUAUAAGGGAUGCUUUAGAUAGGAGGUUUUUGUGGAUUCUCUUUGUGGAUGCUUUGUCCUGCUUUUUUAUUCUGUUAGAAGUUCCUUUUAAAUGUGAUGUGCAAUUUUUUAAAUAAUUUGUUUUAGACGACAGUGUUAUGAAAGAAUCCCCUCAUGACUCUUUAAAGAGUUAUAAACUUUUGCACAAAAAGACUUGAGAUAAUCAGUGUCUCCAAGGGCUCAUGUUUAGUUACCCCAUCGUGAAUGCACUGCAUCAUAUUGACUAAUGGUGUGAAUAAGUAUUGGAAAGUACUUUGGAUAAACAAUUUACUCAGUUUAUGAGGAUGUGCCAAAUAACUGUAAAAUAGUGACUGUAAUGUUGUAUUCAUCAUCAGUAUUAUUCAGUGUUGAUAUUUGUUUGGGCCUUUUUUGUUAGGUUUGAAAUGCAUGGCUGUGGUUACCAAUGGCAUUAUUUAUGUGCCGGCUUGUGUACGGUAACCAAAAAAGUGAAUCAAUAUCCUGUCUAGUUUCUUUCAUAUUAACCAGCACCUGUGUGAUAUGAAAUAAACAAAAACAAAUCAAUAAUGAACAUUUGACUUGAACACUAGAUAAAGCACAGACAGUUGAAUGUCAUGAUAUGUGAAUGUUUAUGAACAAGUUAUUUUGUGUAAUUUUAUCAAAUGUCAAGAGAGAUCAAAGUCAUUUAUUUACCAAAAAGAGCUUUUUGUGUUUAAAAAUGUAAUGCUCAGAAACAUUGCUGCCUCUAUUGUAAAAUAAAUCAUAAUUUAGGAUACAGUUUGACACUACACGAUAUUUAAAUUAAUAAAUGAAUCAAGUUAUUAAAUGAUGUUUCAGUCAUUGUUGAUAAUAAUAUUAAGAACAAUAAACUCUAUUAAAUCAGUUUUGGUCACAAGCAUUUAUUUUAAUGGACCAGGUUUUUUUGUACAAUUGCUUUUUCCAUUGUAUUUAUUUUUAUUUCAUUUUUUACCGAGAGGCUCUGUCCCAUGCAUGCUGUGCAUGUAUUAUUUACUGAAAGAUUAAAAUGGGCUCCAAACAGUUAAAUCCCUUGCCUCCAUUUAAAAAAACGUACUUCUACAACUUUGACCUUUCCUUGUGUUUCUCUAUGCAUCAAUUCGUUCUUCAUUAACCGCACAUACUGCAUUUGCAUGUAAUAUGGUUAUGAUUUUACCUGACUCGUUCUCCCUAC
Molecule: messenger RNA, 12030 nt
Organism: Triplophysa rosa
Lineage: Eukaryota; Metazoa; Chordata; Actinopteri; Cypriniformes; Nemacheilidae
Gene: dnajb2
Product: DnaJ heat shock protein family (Hsp40) member B2
Exons: 9
Coding region: 469-1620 (383 amino acids)
Molecular function (GO): Hsp70 protein binding
Source: RefSeq, a predicted model, not a curated record